GCACCUCCCCUCUCUCUCUCUCUCUCUUUCCCCUAAUACCUCUUUUAUUUGAACAUGGGAGGCUCUGUAGUUUUCGGUGAGAGUAGAUGCCAGACAGAAUUAACUUUUGGACCUCUUCACAGUGGUGUACAAACUGAGGCUUACAGGAGACAAAGGAGCAGGUCAUCACAGAUAUGAUGUUUCUGCAGAUACUUAGACCAGCUGGCAUGACAUUUUGGAGACCAAGCAGUGGUGUUUCCUGUUUACUUGGGCUGGUCACAUGUCUGGGCUGUGUAGCAUCCUUCAACAUCACCCCAAUGACUUCAGGCCUGCGCUCUGCCUUUUCUGCCACACGUAGCAGCAGCAUGUUGGGUGGCACUCAGCGAGCUGUGACCUUUGACCGCCUUCUAGUCAACAUCGGUAAUGACUUCAACCCAGAUACGGGCAGUUUUCGAUGUCGCCUGCCUGGUGCGUAUUACUUCUCGUUCACUGUGGGAAAGUUCCCCAAGAAGAUGCUGUCGGUCAUGCUGGUGAAGAACGGGAUGGAGGUGCAGGCCAUGGCGUACGACGGAUACCAGAAACAGGGUCGCAAGGUGCAGAGCCAGAGCGUGAUGGUCAGUCUGAGGCCCAUGGAUACGGUCUACCUGCUGCUUCAGGAGAAACCUGACUAUGCCAUCUACAGCAAUGUUGGACCAUACAUCACAUUUAGCGGUUAUCUCAUCUACCCAGACUCCACAUCGUCUGCUGGAUAUCUCAAUAACCACCUAUCUCCUCCAGGCCUUCAUCUUCCAGGUUGUCCUCCCUCUAUAGAUCCCUAUUAUGAUUGGAGAAGAACAACACCCAGUGAGGAACCACGUUCUGCGUUUUCAGUGGCAAGAACAUUAUCAGCGUUGGGAGAAAGCAGAGGGCGUCGUGAAAGAGAAGCUCUCACGUUUGAUGUCGAAUACGUUAACAUAGGCGGCCAUUUUAACAGAACAUCCGGACGUUUCAUCUGCCACUUCCCCGGCGCAUACUACUUCGCAUUUACUGUGGGGAAACACCCUCGUCGGGCGGUGUCAGUGAAGCUGAUGACGGGCAGAGGGGAGGUGCGGGCCAUGGUUUUCAAUGAGGACAUGUCACGACGGAGAGAGACGCAGAGUCAGAGUCUGCUGUUGUCACUGAAAAAAGGAGACAGCGUCUGGCUGUACAGUCAGCAGGAAGACGGAUACGCCGUUUACAGCAACCAGGGACGUUACACGACCUUCUCUGGAUUCCUGGUCUAUCCUGAUGUCGAAUCCAUGUACAGAGACAGAACUUUCACCUGAGAACCAGUACUGAAUAAUUCAUAGCUCUGCCUUUAACUUUUUGUUUUUUGUACUAAAUCUGUGAAUAGUUGUGGUCCUUAACAUAGUGUUAUUGUUAUGUGCUUUUACACAUUACAAAUUAUAAUGUAAAUAUUGUAUCAUUUUUGGGGGUAAAAAUAGUAGCAGCUUUUAUUAAUGACAUUAACAAACAUUACAUUGCUUGGUUAGCAGAUCAUUAGUGAUCGUACAUUAAAAUGGAAUUCAUAUAUAUAUUCAUAUUUGAAUGUAAAUGAACUACUGAUCUAAGCUUUUAUAAUGUAUAAUUUUUAUUACUUACAAAUAUUAGUUUAACAAAUAGG
Messenger RNA from Megalobrama amblycephala (Wuchang bream), 1621 nucleotides. It is a transcript of the gene c1qtnf13, whose product is annotated as C1q and TNF related 13. Gene Ontology annotation, molecular function: protein binding. Bases 174 to 1283 code for a protein of 369 amino acids. Lineage: Eukaryota; Metazoa; Chordata; Actinopteri; Cypriniformes; Xenocyprididae. The transcript has 2 exons. The record is from RefSeq and is a predicted model, not a curated record.